Symbiodinium sp. CCMP2456 is the source of this 2943-nucleotide messenger RNA. NCBI's taxonomy places the organism in Eukaryota, Dinophyceae, Suessiales, Symbiodiniaceae. The record is from the annotation of a GenBank genome assembly.
AUGGGUGCCACUGGAGUUGAGCGAUGGCAGUGCGUCUGCAAGGUUCCGUUGAGCAUUCGCACUGCGCCGAGGGGGAAAGGCGAGAUCGUGGCUGUGAUUGGGCCUGGGGAUCUGGUGGCCUUCACCCCCUUCCCGAAGCGGCCGGUUACGCUCUCGGAUCUCUCGGUACAUAGCUUCCUGAGAUGUCGGAAGUUGGAGGCAGCGGAGGCCAGCUCGGAGUCUGAGCAAGGCUGGAUCUCGUGCAACUCCGAAGACGGGGUGCACUUCAUCCCGUUCACCGGCAUGGGAGACCUCGGCCAGGCGUGGAGCUGGCAGAGCUGGUUUCAGAGGAGUUCGUCUCAGAAUCCGUGGCUGAAUCAACUGGCUCGGCUAAAGCUUCCGGCCACAACAGGCUUGGAGGAGGAUGUGGGCUCACGCUUGCUGCUGGAUGCUCGUGUCCGUGGCAAGUUCACAGGCAUCUUCGUUUGUGAUGCUUUGGCGGGCUUCGGCAUGGCUGUCAGGCCGUCCAUGGACAGGGUGGCUCAGCGAUGGAUUCGUGAGAACUUUUCCGUCGAAGUCGCCUCAGUCUCAAGCCUGGAGCUUGCAGCCUUGCUGGAAAAGCGGACAGUGGAGGAUCGGCACCGACUUGUCUUGCUGCUGGUGCAGGAGCCACGUGCCUGGGUUGCCAGGGCGCGCCUCAGCGGUUUCCCCGGUGCAUCUUUAGCGAGAGAGGCCGAGGCGGGAAAGUUGGAGUUCGCCGCAGGCAAGGGCACUUGUCUGGAACACUGGUUGCAGCAGCCCGUCGAGUGCUCUGGCAACUUGCACUCCGAAGGGCUCAUGUCCCUAUGGGCCUGGUUCACGCAAGAUCUUGCCCGUGCAGCGAUGGCUUCACGGCAUGUGGUCCUCUGCAGGGUGGAGGAUCUUCUCUUUGACUCUGCGGCUGUGGCUGUGGCACUACGACGCUUAGUAAUCAAGCAGCAGCCUGCAGACGCACCUGUGCAUCCACCGGCGCAUGACAUGUGGUGGCACCAGGCUAUCGAGUGCUACAGGCAGUGUGGUUCCUUCACGUGCGAGCAGGGCGAUGCCAUCGAUGCUCCCGUUGCCGGUCUUAGAGGAGCCCUUGGCUAUGCUGAGCAGGAUUGGCGGACCUGGGCCUCGACUGCAGUGACGCAGCUGGACGAAGCCAGGAUAAACUUCCGCCGGGCAACCUCCUCCGAUCAGGAUGAUGCUCAGACACUUCGGCUUGACCCAUCGGACAGCAGAAAGUACACGCUUGAGGAGUUGUGCAGCAAGUAUACCAGCCUCUCGCGUUUCGAUGCCGAGCAGUACUUUUGGAGCCACUGUUGGACCACAGAGGAUUUUUCGAGUCAGACUCGGCCUUUUGAGUUCGAUGGCGUUUGGAACUAUUCGUCUGGAUGCUGCACCAUCAAAGCUGGAGAAAUUAGCUGGCAGAGUGGACUGCAGACCUACAUCCAAGCCACGAGCGAUGUUGCGUUCAACAUGGAGCUGGAUGGAGAGAUGUUUCAGGGCAAGCUGGCAGACGGCAAUCGCCUCAUCUUCAGCGACGGAGACGUCUGGUGUCGGGAGGUCACAGAGGAUGGCGGCAGCACCUCCGCGAGGAGCCUCGAAGCAGCGGGCCGUCCUGGCGAGGCCGACCGCGGUGCGGCUUCCGAAGUCCAUCUCCCUGCGCCAGAGGACGAGCUCGACGAGCCAGUCACCAUCGAGCCGGAGGAAAGCCUCGGGAACACGGUUACCAGCGAGGCCGCAGUGCUGGAUGCCGUGGCAGGCAUUUUCGGGGAGGCCGUGGCCAGGUCCGAUGUGGAUGUCGCACGCCGCUGCCUGCAGCAAGUGGAGCUUCUGGGGGGCCAAAAUGCAGUCCAGCACGUGCUUGCUCAUCCAGCCUCGGCGGAUGCUUUUGGCCACCUGCCGUUCGUCGGUUCAGCUGCUGAUGAUUCCCAGACGAUCGUCAGGCUCCUUCUCGAAGCACGGGCAGACAUCGACGACCUGGCAGCUUCGCGAAGCAAGGUAGCACUGGCCGCACCCUUCAAUGCCAGUGGCAAACCCGCAAAAGGUUCUGCAUCGACAGAGCGGGAUUCGAGCUCGUCAGACCCUGUGGACGUGUGCUUCCAGCAUGGAGAUCGCAGGGCAAAAGCGAACCUGAGCCAGAAUGGGCUGAAUGUCGAAGAUCCGGACCCACCAAGUGUCUUCGAACCUGCACAGGACGCAGACCCGAGAAGUGUGCUGGGACUCCUGCAGGCAGAGUGUCGAGCCUGUGGACUUCAGGCUGAUGGCACAGAACCAGAACUGGUCGAGAGGCUUGCAAGGUUUCUUGUCCGGAGGUCACCCGCAGUCAAAGAUGACGAUAGUUCGCAACAAUCUCGCCUGCUGGAGGGGGUUCGAAUCGUUGAGGCGUGCAGCCUGCCGGCAGGUCCCUUUUCCGCAGCGUCGUUGGCUGCCUGCGGCGCUCAGGUCUUGAAGCUUGAGCUGGACCCUUUGCCAGAAGGGAAAUUGAGUGAAGCAGAGCUUUCCCAGCAGUGCAGCGGGGCAGCCUCCAGUUGGUGGAGUUCUGUACCUCAGCCAUUGGCGCUUGACCUGGAGUUGCCCUUGGCCCGGCAGGUCUUGAAGCAAACUGUCGCGGAGUGCGACUGCUUUAUCCACAGCUUCAGGGUGAACUCGGCUGAGCGGCUGGGCCUGGGAAAGGCCCGGCUUGCGGAAAGUCCACAGCUCCUGAUCGUCAGUCUGUCAGGUCUCCAGAGCCUCAUGGGCCGGCCGUCUUUGUUCGCAUUCCAGGGCUUCGUGGAGAUGGAGGACGGCCAGCCCCCGUCCUCCCAGUGCAUAUCCGCCACGGUUGCUGCGAGCACGAUUGCGCAGCGCAUUGAGAGCAUCCGGGCCGGUGACCGCUCAGGACGAUAUGUGCGCGUGUCGGUGACGGGACCUGGCCGCGUCAACGAGGCUUUCUCUUAG